Messenger RNA from Perkinsus marinus ATCC 50983, 1380 nucleotides. RefSeq lists its product as hypothetical. Gene Ontology annotation, molecular function: ATPase-coupled intramembrane lipid carrier activity; nucleotide binding. Gene Ontology annotation, cellular component: plasma membrane. Gene Ontology annotation, biological process: phospholipid translocation. The coding region runs from base 1 to 1380 and encodes 459 amino acids. The record is from RefSeq and is a predicted model, not a curated record. The transcript has 2 exons. Lineage: Eukaryota; Perkinsozoa; Perkinsida; Perkinsidae.
AUGCGGGACGGCAAGCCUUCGAUCAUCGUGGGAACAUCAGGCCUAAACGAUGACCUUGGCCGAGUUGAUUAUGUUCUGGCUGAUAAGACCGGAACCUUGACAGAGAACCGCAUGGCGUUCAGAAUGUGCAGUAUCGGCGGCAUACAGUAUGGGGGUGACGAGAUGGGAUACACCACUGAGAGUGUGAACUCUGCCACUCUGUACGCAUUAUGGAGCAGUGAAGUGCUUCCCAACGCCGCAGAGAACUGCUCACGUGAUGCAGCGUUGCUAGAGUAUCUGGGAGUACCGGCCAUCACAAGUCCCCAGGAGGCUUUCGUGCAUCUUUUCAUGUUGACAUGUGCGAUAUGCAAUACUGUCAUACCCGAGGCGUCGACUAAAUCUCCGCUCGGAGUCCGUUUUGAAGGCACUAGCCCAGAUGAGGAAGCGUUGGUGGAAAUGGCGGCGAGCUCAGGAUACAUUCUCACUUCCCGAACUGCGAACUACGUGACAUUGAAGAUAUUACGGUCUAUCCCCGGACGAGAGGAGUCGCAGUGGCAGGAUACUACAUUCAAAAUUCUUGGUGUCAAUGAGUAUACUUGCGAGCGCAAGCGCAUGAGUGUUCUCGUCCAAGCGUUGAAGACUGAUGAUGGCGGCACAGGUCAUAUUCUCGAUAGUACGGGGUCUAUGCUGCUGGCUAAAGGUGCAGACGACGUGAUGCUCGAACUUUGCCAGAGAGGCGCUGGAGACGGUACAUCGCUAGCCUUAUGUGGGAUACCCGUGCGCGGCGUGCGAGCUGAGACGGUUUCCGACAUCAAUGAUUUCGCGUCAGCCGGCAAUCGAACGCUCAUGCUAGCGAUGCGGUUUCUUGACGAAGUCGAGACCUCAGAGUAUCUGGGAGCCUCGAAUGAAGCGAGGCACGCUAUAACAAAUCGAGCAGAUCGGUUUGUCCGUGUAGCCGAGAAGUUCGAGAAGAACCUUAUCGUGCUUGGAGCCACAGCUGUGGAAGAUAAGUUACAACGCGGCGUCAGUACAACAAUUUCGCGACUUCUGAGUGCUGGUGUCAAGGUUUGGAUGCUCACGGGAGAUCGGUAUGAGACGUCCUUGAACAUUGCUCGAGCUUCUGAACUUUUGCCUCUGGAUGCUCUUUUGUCGGACCUCCGCCGUGAAUGCGAGACGAAAAUGACGAGUGAAGAAUCGGAUGCCUUUGUACGCGAAAAACAGAAGACAUUCGAAAGGGAUUAUCUGCAGUGGGUGGCCCAUGGGAAAACGAAGCACCUUUGCGUCGUACUGGACGGCUCUGCUAUAUCCUGCUUCUCAACAUCUAGAGAAAAUUUGGGAAUUCUUGCCAAUUUCACCAUCACAGAAGGCGCUGAUUACUCGGCUGCUGAAAGAAGCAGAUGA